AUGUACCAUGACCUUAAAUGUUUAUUCUGGUGGGAUGGUAUGAAAAGAGAUGUUGCUGAGUUUGUGGCCCAAUGUCCAAACUGUCAGGAGGUCAAGAUUGAACACCAGAAACCAGGUUUACCUCGCACUCCACGGAAGUACGAUUUGAUAUGGGUUGUUGUUGAUAGGUUGACUAAGUCAGCCCAUUUCCUUCCGGUUCGGAUCACAUAUUCAGCGGAGGAUUAUGCCAGGAUAUAUAUUAAGGAGAUAGUAAAGCUCCACGGAGUUCCUGUAUCCAUUAUCACUAACAGAGGUGCCCAGUUUACAGCAAAUUUUUGGAGAUCUUUUCAGGCGGGAUUGGGGACCCAGAUGGCACCGUAUGAGGCACUGUAUGGCAGAAAAUGCAGGUCACCUAUAGGUUGGUUCGAUGUGGGUGAAACUAAGUUAAUUGGCCUAAAUCUGAUUCAGCAGGCAGUUGAGAAGGUGAAGCUUAUUCAAGAACGAUUAUUGGCAGCUCAAAGUCAACAGAAAGCAUAUGCAGAUAACCGACAUCGACCUUUGGAGUUCCAAGUGGAUGAUUGGAUUGUCCGUAAAGUAGGCAAGGUUGCCUACGAGCUAGAUCUACCAACUGAUUUAGAAGCAGUACAUCCGGUGUUUCACGUGUCUAUGCUUCGUAAAUUCAUUGGCGAUCCUUCAAGAGUAUUUCCUGUGCAGGACAUUCAGGUGACCGAGGAGCUAUCCUAUGAGGAACAGCCGGUGGCUAUUUUAGAUCGUCAGGUAAGGAGGUUACACACCAAAGAUGUGGCAUCUGUCAAAGUAUUGUGGCCAAACAACAACCGAGAAUAA
Messenger RNA from Solanum dulcamara, 825 nucleotides. RefSeq lists its product as uncharacterized. The transcript is spliced from 4 exons. NCBI's taxonomy places the organism in Eukaryota, Viridiplantae, Streptophyta, Magnoliopsida, Solanales, Solanaceae. Bases 1 to 825 code for a protein of 274 amino acids. Gene Ontology annotation, molecular function: nucleic acid binding. The record is from RefSeq and is a predicted model, not a curated record.